Lethenteron reissneri (Far Eastern brook lamprey) is the source of this 1413-nucleotide messenger RNA. Its product is annotated as transmembrane protein 14C-like. Gene Ontology annotation, biological process: regulation of heme biosynthetic process. NCBI's taxonomy places the organism in Eukaryota, Metazoa, Chordata, Hyperoartia, Petromyzontiformes, Petromyzontidae. The record is from RefSeq and is a predicted model, not a curated record. Gene Ontology annotation, cellular component: mitochondrial membrane.
AUCGGGUUUGCAUAGCAACGCAAUAGGAGCUUUGUUUGCAUAGCAACGCAAUAGGAAACGGAUUAACGUAACAACGCAAUAGGAACCGGGGUCCCGUAGCAACGCAAUAGGAACGGGGUUUCCGUAGCAAGGCAAUAGGAACGGGGUUUUACGUAGCAACGCAAUAGGAACGGGGUUUUACGUAACAACGCAAUAGGAACGGCGUUUCCGUAGCAACGCAAUAGGAACGGGGUUUUACGUAACAACGCAAUAGGAACGGCGUUUCCGUAGCAACGCAAUAGGAACGGGGUUUCCGUAGCAACGCAAUAGGAACGGGGUUUCCGUAGCAACGCAAUAGGAACGGGGUUUCCGUAGCAACGCAAUAGGAACGGGGUUUCCGUAGCAACGCAAUAGGAACGGGGUUUCCGUAGCAACGCAAUAGGAACGGGGUUUCCGUAGCAACGCAAUAGGAACGGGGUUUCCGUAGCAACGCAAUAGGAACGGGGUUUCCGUAGCAACGCAAUAGAACCCGGUUUUCCUGGAGCAACGGGGAUUCGAUUCCCGCGAUGUCGCAACGAGGAUCCGGAUCCCGGUGUGACGCCCUGGACCCGGUUCCAUCUUCACCGUCCCAGCCACUCGGCCGCGCUCUCCGCCCGCCCGCAAGGAUGCCCGUGGACUGGAUCGGUUACGGCUACGCCGCCCUCGUCGCCUCGGGAGGCGUCAUCGGCUACGUCAAAGCAGGCAGCGUCCCCUCCCUGGCGGCCGGCCUGCUCUUCGGGGGCCUGGCCGGGUUCGGGGCCUACCAGACCUCCAACGACCCCAAGAACGUGUGGGCCGCACUCGCGGCCUCCGGGUUGCUGACGGGGGUGAUGGGAAUGAGAUUCUACAACUCGGGGAAGCUCAUCCCGGCAGGGAUCAUAGCCGGCGCGAGCUUGAUGAUGGUCGGCCGGCUUGGAAUGAAGAUGCUCGCCAAGCCUCACGAGCCGUGACGCGGAGAGAGAGGGGGGGGCGGCGAGGUUACCGAGAGGACGAGGAGGCGGGAAGAGGGCCCCCGGCAGCAAACCCCCCUCUGUAAAUCCACUCGGACUGUGGGGCGAUGACCUUGCGAUUUGACGGUGGUUGCCACUUCUGGCACAAUUCCCCCUGACCUGCAGCUCCGGCUGCCUUAAAAUCGAGCGAUUUAAACGCUUCACGUGACACCGUUUCGCUCGAUCGGCGAUUGCGACCCCGCAAACCGUGACCCGCUCGCUCACUCGCUCGCUACGACAGUUGUCGCCAUUUAUCAAAACCAAAGGAACGUCCCCCCCACCGCGUUGUGUUGCUCGUUAUGUUGCUGCUGGGUGCCCGCGUGCCACCGUCACCGCCGUUUGUGUGUUUGUGCGAGAUCUCAGCCGUGUACCGCACGCAGAUUUACAAAUAAAAAAAUAAAUCACA